ACGAACUUUGAAGUCCGUCUUACUCCUUUGACAGACAGGACUUUCACUCAUUGCAUCGUAAAGUGAUCUCCGGCCUCUUGGUGCAACUGAAUCUGUGAUCUACCUAUCCCGGAGGUUUGAGAACUUAGCUCCGGAUGGAUGUGUGAUGUAUCUGAUGCUGCCAAGCAUUGUGAAAUGGCUGCUGAUUCCUCUGAUGAUCCCAAGCUUAUGAGCCUUAAAGCCCGUUGUAUUCCUUUGACAGAAGAGUAUGAGCUCUAUUUAACAAGCUGUGGGGAAGUGAGCUACACCCACCUUGCCGUCUUCUACUCUACAUCAAACUGUGUGUCUGUGUCUGCUCUGAAUCUGUGUGGAAUUUCUUGGUGAAUACCUAUCCCCAUUGCCGGAAAAUUCGGGAUGGGAGAUAAGCUUGAUGCGCAAAAGGGUCAGAAACCGGGCAGCAGCACCGCCGGGGUGCCCAAAAUCGAGCCAUUCGUGCCAAGAAAAGGCUACGAUCCAAGAGAGUUGAAAUCAUGGGCCAAGAAAACCGGAUUUGUGUCCCAUGUUUCCGGGGAGACCGACCCGGCAAGUCUGAGCGGGAGGGAUUUGGGCUCCAGUAAUAAUGCACGGGUCGGACUCGAGAGGGGCUUUGACAAGCUUGAUUUUGCGUCUCCAAAGAUCGAGCUUGACCCCAUUUUGGGGAGGACUAAGAGGAGUAGAGGGGUUGAGAUUCUUCCUGCCGGUAGGGUAAACGUUAACGAGCAAAGAAAUGAGACUUUGGGGGGUGAGAGUGAAGGGAAUAGGGUUGAGCUAGUGGAGGAAUCGAAGGUUGAAGAUGAAGAGAGCAACGAUGGUCUGAAUGGGAUGACCCCAAUUCGUAACUCCAGUGAAGUGCAGCCCACUGCUUCAAGUUUGGGUCCGAAGAAAGAUGAUAAGAAUGUGGAUCAUGAAAUGGGGAUUAGAGUGUUCCCUGACUGGGAGGAUCAUACAGCUUAUGACAUGCCGCAACAGUCUCCGAGAAUUAAGUGUGGACUAAGAGACAAUCCGGGUUACGCACCACUUAUCUACUAUGGUUUGCAGCACUUCUUGUCAUUGGUCGGAUCACUUAUUUUCAUCCCUUUGAUCAUUGUGCCUGCAAUGGGUGGAACUGACAAAGACACUGCUACUGUGAUUUCCACAACGUUGUUAGUGUCUGGCCUUGCUACAGUAUUGCACUCAUACUUAGGUACAAGCCUGCCACUGGUUCAAGGAAGUUCAUUUGUGUAUCUGGCACCUGCUUUGGUGAUCAUGAAUUCUGAGGAGUACCGAAACCUUUCUGAAAAUAAAUUUAGGCACAUAAUGAGGGAGUUACAAGGUGCUAUUAUAGUGGGUUCAGUAUUCCAGAGUAUCUUAGGCUUCACUGGUUUGAUGUCUCUUUUUGUAAGGUUGAUAAAUCCCAUCGUGGUUGCUCCUACAAUUGCAGCAGUGGGCUUAGCUUUUUUCAGCUAUGGCUUUCCACAAGCUGGUAGCUGUAUAGAAAUAAGCUCUCCCCUGAUACUACUUGGUCUUGCCUUUACGCUGUACCUUCGAGGAAUAUCUAUUUUUGGGCAUAGAGUGUUUCGGAUCUAUGCGGUUCCAUUAAGUGUUGUGAUUACAUGGGCAUUUNAUCUUCCGGCUUAGGACAUCUCUUGUUAUGAUAAUUGUGUCACUAGUUGCUACUGUUGAUUCGGUAAGUGAUCAACUUCCUGUUAUGAAUAUUUUUGUUGGGUUCUUUUGUUUUUUUCUUUCUGCUGUGUGUCUGUGAGUGUGGGUUCCUUUCUUCAUCGAUAGUCUUGUUUAGCAUUUUGUGAUGUACAUUUUAGGGGAAUUUUUAGGAUAUAUUUGGAAUCCAGAAAAUGGUAGGGAAGGAAAAAACACACAAAGGAAAAUGAAUGCAUGGGUUGUAA
Messenger RNA from Cuscuta campestris, 1901 nucleotides. Lineage: Eukaryota; Viridiplantae; Streptophyta; Magnoliopsida; Solanales; Convolvulaceae. The record is from the annotation of a GenBank genome assembly.